GAAGCUGCAGUUUAAUUCAACAUUAGUUUGAAAUACGCCUUUACGUACGAACCUGAUUUAGGUAUAUCUUUGUAUAUAUAAAAGAGGACAUUGCUUGAUCAAGGAAAAUAAGAUUUUGAUCCUAUUGCGGUCAGUCGUGUCUUGAAGUAGGUCUAGUAUAAAUAAAUUAUAAUGUACGGCAAAAUUUGUAUUUUAUUAUUUAUAUCGUGCAUUUAUUUCGCGAUUGCGGAUCCAGUGCCAUUCAUAACAAAAUGUAAAUGGGACGAUACCAAAUGUAAUAAGGAAUCGAGUCAGGCUGUCGUAGGAAUAUUUUCCGCUGGCCUACCAGAGUAUAAUGUAGAAAAAUCAGAUCCUCUUCAGAUCGACUAUGUAGACGCUAGUUCACCAAACAUGAAACUGAUUGUCACCGAUGUUGUGGUUACUGGACUCAAGAACUGUGAGGUCAAGAAGAUGCAGAGAUUCGAAGACAGCUCAAAGUUGAUCGUCAAAAUCUUGUGCUCUACUGAAUUAAAAGGAAAAUACGACAUGAAAGGACAGCUCUUUGUAAUUCCUAUUGAAGGCAAGGGUGACCUCUACGCCAAUGUCCCCAAGAUCCAGAUCAACGCGGAGGUAGAUCUUAACAUCAAGAAAGGCAAAGACGGCAAGGACCGUUGGUUGGUGAAGUCCUGGAGACACACUUUUGACCUGAAGGACAAAUCCACUGUGAAAUUCGAAAACUUGUUCCCUGACAAUGAAUUCUUGAGAACAUCUACCAACGAACUGAUUGCUCAGAACGGUAACGACGUGAUCAUCGAGAUCGGAGCUAAUCUCAUCAAAGCUUUAGUUGGUAAAGUUGUAGAAAACAUCAAGAAAUUCUUCCUCGCAGUACCAAUUGAAGACCUAUCGCUUUAAAUUAAAAUUGAUUCCCAAUCUUAGUACAAAUGCAC
Messenger RNA from Spodoptera exigua (beet armyworm), 926 nucleotides. Lineage: Eukaryota; Metazoa; Arthropoda; Insecta; Lepidoptera; Noctuidae. The record is from the annotation of a GenBank genome assembly.